Messenger RNA from Iphiclides podalirius (scarce swallowtail), 201 nucleotides. The record is from the annotation of a GenBank genome assembly. NCBI's taxonomy places the organism in Eukaryota, Metazoa, Arthropoda, Insecta, Lepidoptera, Papilionidae.
AUGGCUAGGAAUGCAGAGAAAGCAAUGACCACGCUAGCGCGGUGGCGUGCGGCACAAGUGCAGGAGGCGGGCGGGCAGCGCGAACGGCGACCUUACCUCGCCUCGGAGUGCAAUGACCUCCAGCAGGCGGAAAAAUGGCGGCUGCAAAUCGUCAGGGAGAUCGCCAAGAAGGUCGCGCAGAUACAGAACGAUCAGCGGGAU